This is a messenger RNA of Racocetra persica, 261 nucleotides long. Lineage: Eukaryota; Fungi; Glomeromycota; Glomeromycetes; Diversisporales; Gigasporaceae. The record is from the annotation of a GenBank genome assembly.
AAAAAACCACAAUAUAAUAAUAGUAAGCCUAUUCCUUUAAAAAUUUCUUCUGAAUCUAAUAACUCAAAUAAUCAAACUUUAGUUGUUAAAAUUAAUGAAUAUAGUAAGGAUGAAUAUGAAUCAUCUGAUGAUAAACUAGAGGAAUCCAAAGGAUUUUUGGUUAUAGAAAAUUCUGAUGAAAAACCUAUACUUGAAAUCAAUGAUACCCAAGACUUUGAGGAAACAAAUUUGCUUUCUGAAAAUAAUUUACAAUUACAAUAA